UCUUUCAAUCCCACUCCUCCAUUUAGUUAAUCUCUAUUAUAUCCAUUAAUUCACAGCAACCCUUCAAGGCCACACCAAAAACCAAGAAAAUGAUGAACCGAAUUCUCUUCUUUCUCUCAUUUACAUCACUAUUCCACUUCCAUUUCGGCACAACCCUAGCUCAGUCCCCAGCAGCGUCCCCGGCAGCACCCCCGUCUUUAUCGACUGUUCCCCUCACGGCAGCGCCCCCAACGCCUGGUACCGCCAACAUUAUCAAAAUCCUGGAAAAGGAUGGCCACUUUACCCUCUUUGUCCGGCUUCUGAAAAAUACCCAUGUGGGCGAUCAAGAGCAGGGCGAGCUCAGGGACUCAAACAAUGGCCUAACUCUAUUUGCACCUUCCGAUAGCGCGUUUUCGACCCUCACAUCCGGCACUAUCAACUCUCUCAACGAUCUACAGCAGACCGAGCUCGUGCAGUUUCAUUUCCUACCUACCUUUAUCACCACAACACUUUUCCAAACUGUGAGCAAUCCAUUGCGGACACAAGCCGGUGAUACCGCUCCCGAUCAGUUCCCGCUUAACGUGACGACCACCGGCAACCAAGUGACGGUAUCAACCGGCGUUAUGAAAGCUUCAGUAUCUGGCACAGUCUAUACGGAUGGCAAGCUUGCUGUGUAUCAGGUCGACAGUGUUCUUCUUCCUUCCAAAAUUUUUGGUCCUCAGGCGAAGAAGGCGAUACCGGCCGCCGCCGCCAACAGUCCAACGUCCUCUUCUUCCAAUGACGGUGCAGACGCCGUUGCCUCUGGUGCAGUUAGUCUUACUACCAUGCAUGGAAUGGUGGUGACUAUUGGAGUUUCUGUGGCUGCAGCAUCAUUUCUUUUGUGACAAUAGACGGUGAUGAUUGUGCCAGCAUGGACAUCUGGAGUUCAUUUGUUUGGUGCCUGAUAUGAUUUUGCUGAGUCAGAUUGAACGGCGGUAAUCGACGCUUUGAGUGCCUCCGUAAUAAUUCCCAAGUGUAAAGAUUGAACCAUGAGUUUCAUUUUUUUUUUUUUUUUUUGUAAUUUUGAUCUGUAUUUUUCUUUCAUUUGUUUUUGCUGUUACUUGUAUUUCUUUUGUUAUUUUCUGACUUUGAUGUAAUUUGUAUUUCUUCUUUUCCAACUUUUGCGUAAUGGGAGAUUGUGCACCAUUUUUCCAAGAAUGCUUCAAUCAGUGGAAUAAGAAUAUCAAACCAUUUUUUCAUACAAUUCUACACAUUUUUAAUUAGAGUUCAAAUAUGAAAACUCUGACAUUUACAACAUAUGAGUGUCAUUUACUUAUCUUAUU
Messenger RNA from Cornus florida, 1301 nucleotides. RefSeq names its product fasciclin-like arabinogalactan protein 12. The record is from RefSeq and is a predicted model, not a curated record. Lineage: Eukaryota; Viridiplantae; Streptophyta; Magnoliopsida; Cornales; Cornaceae. The transcript has a single exon. Bases 90 to 863 code for a protein of 257 amino acids.